Molecule: messenger RNA, 3408 nt
Organism: Malassezia pachydermatis
Lineage: Eukaryota; Fungi; Basidiomycota; Malasseziomycetes; Malasseziales; Malasseziaceae
Product: rna-binding protein prp24
Exons: 4
Coding region: 1-3408 (1135 amino acids)
Biological process (GO): RNA processing
Cellular component (GO): cytosol; cytoplasmic stress granule; ribonucleoprotein complex
Molecular function (GO): poly(A) binding; protein binding; poly(U) RNA binding
Source: RefSeq, a predicted model, not a curated record
AUGGACGAAGCUAUGGACACGGAGGCCAGUCAUAGCGAGCAGCGUUCGCUCACGCUGGAUCCAUGGGAAUAUGGAGCCUGGAUCCGAUCGAUUCAAAAAAAGAUGCUGACCACUGACUCGGACGAGGCACGGUCGACAUUGGCGCAUGAUCUCGUGCAGGCCUACCGAGCGAUGAGUGAGCAAACGGCGUUGCCGCCUCGCGAUUGGCACCUAUACUUGAGUGUAUCGAUGUAUGUGAGCGAUGAUAUAGCGCAUCUUCUCGCACUCCAUGAGAAGAGUACGCAGGAUUCACAGGAUAUGAGCUUAUACCUGCGAUGCGCUAGCUUCUUGGUGGGCCUCUACGUCCACGAAACUGGCCUCUCGUGCGCUGUGCCGACAGACGCACGUACGACCUCGACCGAAGGUACGGUCUGGGAUGUUCGCGCACUGUGUACAGCAUGGACAGGCCUGCCCGGCCCUGUGCUGCAUGCGAACGGGACUUACCCUCUGACCUCUGUGCCGUGUGUGCGAGGGGUGCUAGGCGAUAAGGCCACCGAGACGGGUAUGCGGCAUGCGCUGCGGGAUCUGUAUAGCCAAUGUGCCUGGCAUGCUACGGAGAGCCAAGCAUUGUGGGAUCUGUACAUGGCCGUGGAAGAGGCAUGGCUGCAGAACGAUCACACCGACGAAAGAGUGGAGCUUGUACGCCAAGCGUAUGUGGCUCGCUUGCAAGUCCCCCAUGCACAAUUGGCUACGACGUUCCAGCGGUUCUCGCAGUUUGUGUCUGCCUACAUGCCGUCAGAGGCCUAUGAAAGUACACUCUCUGCUGCCAACUCCUACUAUGCCGAUGCACAACGUCUAUGGCAAGACCGUGAAUCGUACGAGGAUGCGAUUGGUACCAAUCAUAGCACGCUGGAUGACGCUUGGCAGCCGUAUCUGGCAUGGCAAUCGCACCGUCUGAAGCAGAUGCGCGUAGCCAAAAACAAGGCGCAUCUGGAGACAGAAGAAGAAAUGGGUACUAUGCUUUAUUAUCGGGCGUUGCAUCGCUUCGGUUGGUACCCACGAGCCCGUAACCAACGCGAAGCGGAUGCCUAUGCGAAUGUCCCACCCACGCUUGACGUGGAAAAGGCAUGGAAGCAGAAGCAAGGGCGCAAGAGCCACAAGAUGCAGGAGCGCGAGCAAGCGUCGGCGCGUGUCGAGGCACGUUCCUUGGUCGCACAAGCUGAGUCGUUGUGGCUGGACUUGCUGUCGCUCCUGCAUGGCCCACGCGCAGAGGCCGCGUCUGUGCUCCGUGUGUGUGAGCAGGCCACACGUACACUACCUACGUCAGGACGUCUUUGGGCCUCCUACAUGCGCAUGCUGGCCCGUUUCCAGCGCCCAGCCACGCAGGUCCAGCAAGUGUAUGCACGCCUUAUGGCGAGCCAAACGCUGGGCCACGUCGGCGGUGGAGCCGCUCUGCUGUGUGUCCUGCAGGCGCAUAUCGACUGCGAGCGAGCGUUUGCAACGCACGAGCUGGCUAUGGAGCAGCACAAGUCUCCGGACGACGUGCUCGUGGUGGCGGAUGUGGACCGCUUUAUGCGUUUGUAUGAAGGCCUCGUGGGGGCCAUCGCGACCAUGUAUGCGUUGCCUGCGACAGAGCAGGACGCCAAUCUCACGUUGGAAAAGUAUGCAUCCGAUUGGAUUGAGCGAGCGGCCCGUGCCAUCCAGCGGGCGGCAGGGGCGGAAGCCGCAGCGGGUCUGACUUCCCUCGCUGACGAUUUGUGGGCGCACGCCUUGCAAAAGCACGCUAUGAAUGCGAAUGCUUACCUGGAAGCGGCGCUGUACUACAAGCGGCACGACGACGAUAAACGUGCGCGACAGACGUUUAAGAGUGGUAUGGCCAAGCAGGGCUUGGAGAACAAGGCUGUGAUUGUGCAGGCAUGGGUCGCCUUUGAGCAUGAACGAGGCACGCCCGCGGAUAUUGAGCAUGCGGAGGCCAAGGCCAAGAUCGAGAACGAUCGGCUAUGGCGUGCGUGGUACAAGUACCAAGCCACAGCGACACCGUCGCAUACGGAGGCGGCGGUGCCACGAAGUAGUGCAGAGCACACGCAAGACGCGCACAUGCCCGACACAGAUAUGCCUGACGCACCGAAACGCAAGGCGGACGACGAGGGCGUGCCGGAGAAGAAGCACGAUGAGAAGAAAGAGGCGCCACCAGCGCGUGAUCGCGAAUUUUCGUCGGUCAUGGUAUCGGGUCUGCCUGUGAAUGCUACAGAGGGCGACAUUCGCACGUUCUUCCGGGAUUGCGGCGUGAUCUUUGAGGUGAUCGGCCCACGUACCGUCCGCGAAGUGAAUGCCGACGAAGAGACGUCGGCGGUCCAAGUGGAGUUCACCGAUCGCGAUGGCGCCAAUGCCGCCCGCACGCGCGACUGGAAGCGUGUGGGCGGCCAGUCUGUGCACGUCUCGCUGAGUUAUGCAUGCACUUUGUACGUUACCAACUUCCCGCCCGAGACCACAGACGACGUGAUUCGUGAGCGAUUUGGCGCAUACGGAGCUGUCUUUGAUGUGCGUUGGCCCAGCCGCAAGUUUGUGCAGUCGCGCCGAUUCUGCUAUGUCCAGUAUACCAAUGAAGCGGCCGCACAGGCUGCCUUGGCCAUGCAUGGCCAGCAGUGGCAGGACGGCUACGAGCUCCAAGUGUUGUUGUCCAACCCGCAACACAAGAAGCCACGCUCGGAUGCCCAUGCUAACGACAAGGAGCUGUAUAUGACGGGCCUUCCCCGCUCGGCGACAGUGGACGACGUACGGGCCUUUUUUGCCCCGUACGGCCCUGUGGCCGAUGUGCGUAUGCCUGCCCGUCCCGACGGCAAGAGCCGCGGGAUUGCCUUCAUUGAGUUUGCGUCUACGUUGGAUGCUAGGCGGGCCAUGCAAGCAACCAACAGUACCAAGUUCCACGGCCGUCUUGUGGCUGUGACGCUCGCCGAAGCGGGGCGAACGCAUCGACCUGCCUCCUCGGCGCCUACACAGGCCGAUCGGUGGGCACGUACCAUCCAUGUACAGGGCCUGCCCCCGGAUGCGCAGGAAGCGCUCAUUCAGCAAGCAAUGGAGGCUGUAGUAGGUCCCAACAGUGUCCGACGCGUCUUUUGGACACCUGGGCGUGCGCCUCAGCGGGAUGGGACGUGCGAUAGCCUUGUUGAAAUGGUCGAUGCAGAGACAGCGGGGCGCGCUGUGCUAGCCGCGCGUGCCAUGUACGGAGAUGCGCCUUUGACACUGCAGCCUCACACAGGGGCCGCCUCCACCUCGACGACAUCGAUGCCGAUGCCGCGAUCGGUGGGCCCGGCCUCGCGUGGGCCACGUAAGGAGGCGUUUGGGUUUGCGCGUGUACACACGACAGAGCUAGCCGAUACCACGCCCAAGGAUCAGGAUGCUUUCCGACAAAUGCUACAGAAAAAGUAG